UACACUUCAGUAAAGUGUAUCGGAUUGGUUCAUAUUUGCUGAGUGAAUCAUAUUUUUGCUCUCAUUUUGGCAUGUGUUUUGAUAAUGCACUCUUGGUUCUAAAGUGAUAUUACAACAAUACUAUUCGGCCUAUCCCUGGGAGAUUGUUUUUCUUCGAGGCUAAUCAUCAUCAGUUAUAAGUAAUUGAACAUAAGAUCUCUGUGAUUAGUUUUACUUUGUCCCAAAUAUACAGCAAUAGCCUAUCCCAUCUCAUUAUAUUGGGUAAGUAAUAUCAUAUACUGUUUAGAACAGUCGUUCAAAGGUGCACAUUUGGGAAUCUUAGAUACAGACCAGACCGUCUCUAUGAAGAAUGUAAGAUUGAUGGUAUGUAUUUGUAGGAGUUGAGAACAGGUAGGCUAAUACAAAACACACCUUAAAAUGUCUGAAUUCAGAAAGAAAAUGUAUCGACUAGGCCUCAUCAAUGGAGAGGAGAAUCAUUUUAAUUCCAUUUGAACUGAAUACAUAUUUAUCUGCUAGGUCUAAGUAACAUGAAUAAUGUAUGUAGGCCUACAUUAUUUCAUAUUUGCAUACCCGUGCAUCAAAGUAAGCCUGCAGUUUUGAAUUAAUAAAUACUAGCUCCAUGGUUGGGGAAUAUAAUUGCUCAUCAUAAGCACAUUGAUGUUCAUUUGUCUAAUAAACUAUAGCAAAUUAAUAUGAUGACACCAUGAUACAUAUGCAGCCUUUGGUAUUAUUGGCUGCUAUUGAGUGUCCAGACAAUUUAGGCUACCUUCGUCCUCAGUCUCAUGUGAGGUUCACUCAUUCCGCCUGUGUUUCUGGGUAUGCGCUGUUGUGCUUGUUUAUCUCAGCAGCAAACCCUGCAGUGUUCUCCAUCCAAAAUGGCUGCGGAGGAGGAGAGCAAUAGCAGAGCUCCAUGUCUCAAUUUCUCCAGUCCCGGACCGCUGGGUAAUGCUCAGCCGAGCAACAACGCCCAUUCCUCGCCCGCUACAAAUGAGGGGUCAGCGGGUGCAACUGGAGGGGCACCACGGACAGCGGGACACUCAAACCCUCAACCAGGCCCUGACCGUGGCUGUGGCACCGAUGUUAGAGUAGAGCAUUCCCCGAAUAGGCAACACACUACGCCACAGUCAGCGGGUCCGAGUGCCACGGCUGCCCGGGCACCGACAGUCGCAGGAGGAGCUGCGACAAACAUGACAGCAUCCUCCGUGGAGUCCCCGAACAUUCCAUCCUCACUUCCCAGUAGCCCUGCAUCUGCGGCCGUAUUGGUUUAUCGGGAGCCAGUGUACAAUUGGCAGGCCACAAAAAACACCGUGAAAGAAAGGUUUGCGUUUCUGUUCAACAACGAGGUGCUGAGUGACGUGCAUUUUCUGGUGGGGAAGGGAAUGGGAGUGCAGCGGAUACCAGCACACAGAUUUGCCCUUGCCGUAGGAAGUGCAGUAUUCGAUGCCAUGUUCAAUGGCGGUAUGGCCACCACCUCUACUGAGAUCGAGCUGCCUGACGUGGAGCCGGCUGCAUUCCUUGCCCUGCUCAAGUUCCUGUACUCAGAUGAGGUGCAGAUAGGACCCGAGACUGUGAUGACCACACUGUACACAGCCAAGAAGUAUGCAGUGCCAGCCCUAGAGGCCCACUGUGUGGAGUUCCUCAAGAAGAAUCUACGUGCUGACAAUGCCUUCAUGUUGCUCACUCAGGCGCGGCUCUUUGACGAACCUCAGCUGGCCAGCCUCUGUCUGGAGAACAUCGACAAGAACACUGUGGAUGCACUCGCUGCUGAGGGCUUCACUGAUAUUGAUCUAGACACGCUGGUGGCGGUGCUGGAGAGGGACACUCUGGGGGUGCGGGAGGUACGUCUGUUUGGGGCUGCGGUGCGCUGGGCGGAGGCAGAAACCCAGAGGCAGCAGUACCAGCCCACUCCGGAGAACAAGCGCAAAGUGCUGGGCAAAGCCCUGGUCCUUAUCCGCUUCCCUCUCAUGACCAUCGAGGAAUUUGCUGCAGGUCCAGCCCAGUCUGGUAUUCUUAGUGACCAGGAGGUGGUGAGCCUGUUCCUUCACUUCACGGUGAACCCCAAGCCUCACGUGGAGUUCAUCGACCGGCCUCGCUGCUGCCUGCGGGGGAAGGAGUGCAGCAUCACACGCUUCGGACAGGUGGAGAGCCGCUGGGGCUACAGCGGGACCAGUGACUGUAUCCGGUUUUCAGUGAAUAGGAGGAUAUUUGUGGUUGGAUUUGGCCUCUAUGGUUCGAUACAUGGUCCGACAGACUACCAAGUCAAUAUACAGGUCAUUCACACAGACAGCAACACUGUCCUGGGUCAGAACGACACAGGCUUCAGCUGCGACGGUUCCUCCAACACAUUCCGGGUCAUGUUUAAGGAACCAGUGGAGAUCCUGCCCAGUGUCAACUACAUCGCGUGUGCCACCCUCAAGGGACCAGACUCGCACUAUGGCACCAAAGGAAUGCGUAAAGUGACCCACGAAGCCCCUGCCACCGGCACCAAGACCUGCUUCACCUUCUGCUAUGCUGCAGGAAACAACAACGGCACUUCAGUAGAGGACGGACAGAUCCCCGAGGUCAUCUUCUACACAUAAUGAAUCUCCUCUGACCUCCCAAGGACUGACUAUAUGUGGGUCCCAAAUGACACCUUAUUGCCCAUAUAGUGCAAAGUAAUACUUCAGGCAAUAGUACAGCGCCUCUAUUCCUCAUUAGUCUUUACUACUAUUACUACACUUCAUCAAAGGGUUGUCCUCUAAAGCUGGUUACACAGGCAGACUAAUUCAAUAUUUUAUAUAUCAGAAUUGUGUAAAAUCAGCCUAUGAAUGGUAAGCUGACAUGGUAAAUCUAACCAGGACCUGGUUGUUACAAACUUCUGAUAUUCAUGUUGGAUCUUUGUGCAUACAGUAUUGAAUGGGUAAUUGUUUUGGAAGUGGACUUUAGUUCAGUGUUUCCACCAAUAAGCACACUUUUGUAGCCCUGGAUAAGCACACCUGAUUCAACUUGUCAACUAAUCAAGCCCCUGAGUUGAGGUGAGUUUUUGUCGAGGGCUACAACAAAAAUGUGUUAGGGAUACCCAAGGACUGGAGUUGGGAAAUGCUGCUUUAGUGGUUGUGUCCAUCUUUCCUGUCUAGACUGAUGUGAAGGAAAUAGUAAUGUCAGGUAAUUAACAGAUGAGAAAUCUGGGGGAAAAGUCUACCCAUACCUCAGUGAAAGAAGUCCCCAAAUGGUUGCUAGGUUUAAUCUUAACCGCUUCCUAUGGCUGUGUGUAGAAUUGUGGAAGCGCAGAAAUUGAAUUACUUUUUCAAUUGAUAAAAUGAUUUAGUUGCACUGAUGCACUUUGACAGGAAACGGACAAUUAAACCCUGCCUGCAAAUUCACUAUAUUAUAAAAUGGAGUAAUCCCCGAAAUAAAUUGAAAUUCAAUACAUUUCAGGAACUGUUGGCCUACCUGGUGAAUCAAACCUGUUACUCUAAUCAGUAUAGUGAACCAAAAUUAGAAUAGAUGAAAAUGAACAAUUGUCAUUUAAUGUAUGGUGAAUUGAAAUUCAAAAGUUGAGUUUACCACUGCUUUACAGUUAGCUUAUACCUGUAAAUAGUAAAAUAAGGGUCUUGCUAUGGGUGCCAUUCUGUGGUGCCGUAGUGCCAGGAAGGCAUGUUUGCUGUCUCAUUUUCAUGCAAGUUUGAGAGAAAUUUGUACAUACUCAAUUGCAUGCUUGCAAAAUGCAACAUAACAGUUGAUUAUCUUUUCUUGUCUAGGUAUACCGCCUGCGUGGCAGGAGGCAAUUGCCUAAGGUGCCCAUAAAAUGGUACCAAACAAUGCAAUCUCAAAUUAAAAACAUAUGAGUCUGGCUAAUGUACAUUGUAAAUAAAAUGUUCCGAUUAAACAAGUCUGUCACAAUA
Oncorhynchus kisutch (coho salmon) is the source of this 3884-nucleotide messenger RNA. It is a transcript of the gene btbd2a, whose product is annotated as BTB (POZ) domain containing 2a. Gene Ontology annotation, biological process: neurogenesis. The record is from RefSeq and is a predicted model, not a curated record. The coding region runs from base 819 to 2579 and encodes 586 amino acids. Gene Ontology annotation, molecular function: protein binding. Gene Ontology annotation, cellular component: cytosol; P-body. The transcript has 9 exons. NCBI's taxonomy places the organism in Eukaryota, Metazoa, Chordata, Actinopteri, Salmoniformes, Salmonidae.